UUCCGUGAUGCGUUUUAUACUGGCUAUUCCUUCUCUGUUUGGGGAGUGUCACAUAGCUGUGAGGAGGCUUCCUGUCCCGGUACGGGAUAAACCCCAUAGCCACCCAGAUCAGCUGUGACACCCCACACACAGACAGACAACAGCUAGGACGCUCAGGGACGUGAUGUUCACGCAUUUGGGUCUGGAUGACGUCACCAAGCAGAGAAUGUUGCAGGCUCAGAUGCUGUCUAAAGAGGCCAGAGGAGGGAGGCUGAAUCUGGGGAAGAAGGUCAGCGUUCCAAAAGACGUGAUGAUUGAGGAACUCAACCUUCCGUCCAAUCGAGGUUCUCGCAUGUUUCAAGAGAGACUGAAGCGGGCUGAGAGAUUCACGCUGGAGAACGUGGCCAACAGUGCUCACAACGCCAUGAGUGCCCAUCCAGUGGCUGUUCCUCCCCCGCAAAUCAUCCAAAAGCCUCAAGGAGGAAAGGAGAACCAAGCUUUCACUACCGCUGGUAAGCAUAGCCUGGUUAUGAACCUUCAGAAGACGCUAUCAAAGAAGGGCAGUCCUGAUGUCCUCGCUCCAGGAUACUCUGCCCCACUGAAUGAGAUUCCUCAUGAGAAGUUUAACACAACAGCGAUUCCCAGAUUCUACUGGUCUCCAUGGAGGGAAGCUUUGCGCCAUGACAAGGAACUUCUGGAAGCCCUCAAUGCUCAGUUGCCAUUACCACAAAGACAUCAGGUUGCCCACUACAGGUGUUUCAACAGGUCUCCCAUGCCGUUUGGAGGGGCACUGUCCAGCAAGAGGGUGAUCCCCGUUAUUAGCUUUGAGGCCCAAGAAUCCCCAAACCUGCCUGGCGCCACUUUGGACCGCAUGCAACAUCGGCCUAAUUUCAACAUAGCGCCAAGGGGGUGGAGAGGCCAUCAGUGCCCUGAAUCUAAUGAACUAUGAAAAAGGACUAAUUAACUUAAGACAGUCAUCUCUGUUAAUCAGCAGCAACAGCAGGAGGGAGGGGAAAAAAAAACACAUAAUGUGGUUAGCUGCUACACUGAGUGGCUGCGGCAGAUGAAGCAACGUCAGGGUUUUGAAAUGGUAAUUUUCACAGUCGAGCACUGGAUUAGCAGGAUACCCAAAACUGUUAGUCACAAGCAACACUCAUUCGUAUAGCUUGACUGAAUCUAGGGUUGCAACAACAAUAAUGUAAAAUAAUAAAAUAAUGACAAUGAA
This is a messenger RNA of Syngnathus acus (greater pipefish), 1204 nucleotides long. Its product is annotated as myozenin-2. Bases 164 to 928 code for a protein of 254 amino acids. The transcript is spliced from 6 exons. Gene Ontology annotation, cellular component: actin cytoskeleton; Z disc. NCBI's taxonomy places the organism in Eukaryota, Metazoa, Chordata, Actinopteri, Syngnathiformes, Syngnathidae. The record is from RefSeq and is a predicted model, not a curated record. Gene Ontology annotation, molecular function: actin binding; FATZ binding; telethonin binding.